Limanda limanda (common dab) is the source of this 6120-nucleotide messenger RNA. Its product is annotated as metal transporter CNNM3-like. The record is from RefSeq and is a predicted model, not a curated record. NCBI's taxonomy places the organism in Eukaryota, Metazoa, Chordata, Actinopteri, Pleuronectiformes, Pleuronectidae. Gene Ontology annotation, cellular component: plasma membrane. Gene Ontology annotation, molecular function: transmembrane transporter activity. Gene Ontology annotation, biological process: transport; magnesium ion homeostasis.
AUGGCCGCCCAGCAGCGCAGUUGCGGUCUGUUUGGCCGGCUGACACCGCUUCUCCAGGUGGGCGGGGCUACUGCGGGGCUCGGUGUGUCACAUGAUCCGCGCAGAGCCAGGCUGACCAAUUCCAAUAUGGUGGCCAGCUUGGCAGGUCUACGGUUCCUGUUGAUGGUAUUGUUGUUGUGCGGGAUCAGGCUCGGCGCCUGCAGCCAGGAAGCUCCGCCGGUCCUGGGGCUGCGACUGGAACAGCCGGCGGGUCCGGUGUACAUGAAGAACCGGCUCAUCUCUGCGCCAGAAGGAGCCAAUUUCACGCUCCGUCUGUUCGGGUCGGAUCUGAAUGGAAGCUUGCCGUGGCUGGCGUUCGCAGGGGCAGCUGGCGGAGCCGUCGGGGCGGUGGGUGAUGCGCCUGACCCGUGCGGGCAGGAAUCCCUCCGCCAGCAGUCCGCCUUCCAGGUGAAGGGGGACUUCAUCCCGGACGAGGUGCACAGCGGGCUGGUGCGGGUGACGGUGCGGCGGAGCAGCAUCUCUGCGGGGGCAGCCGGCGGAGGGCAGACGUACCACUACCUGUGCGUGCUGAGGGGGGGGAAGUGGGCUUCCGCGGGCCCGGACAGACUGCGGGUCAUCACCAAGGAUCUGCCCGUGGACUACAUCCCGCCGUGGGGUCUGGCGGUGCUGGUGGUGCUGCUGCUGCUGGUGUGCGGGCUGCUGAGGACCGUGAACCUCAGCCUGCUGUGGCUGGACCCGGUGGAGCUCUAUGUCCUCCACAGCUGCGGCUCCGAGGAGGAGAAGCGGGCCGCCAAGCGCCUGGAGCCAAUCAGGAGGAGGGGCAACUUCCUGGCGUGUUCCCUGCUCUUCCUGUGCGUCCUGGGCCACUCGGCCCUGGGUGUGCUCCUGUACCGGGCGUUGGGCUCCAUCCUCUCCGCAGUCUUCACCAGUGGCUUCCUCGUCUUCUUCCUGGCCGAGCUGGUCCCUCACAUCGUGUGCUCCGGUUAUGGCUUCCAGCUGGCGCCGGGUCUGACCUGGCUGGCCCAGGUUUGUAUGGUGCUCACCUGCCCUCUGUCCUGCCCCCUGGGGCUGAUCCUGGACCUGGGCCUGAGGAGGGACAUCAGCACCUGUGGUAUCAGGGAGAGGGCCUUGGAGAUGAUUCGCACAAGCACCAAUGAUCCGUACAGUGAGUUUGUGAAGGAGGAGUUCAGCCGCGGGACGCUGCGCAUUAAGACGGUGGAGGACAUUCUGACUCCUCUGAAGGACUGCUACAUGCUGCCCAGCUCGGCCGUCCUGGACUUCUCCACCAUGUCUGAGAUCAUGCAGAGCGGAUACACCAGGGUGCCCAUCUAUGAGGAGGAGAAGUCCAACAUUGUGGAAAUCCUGUAUGUAAAAGAUCUGGCCCUGGUGGACCCAGACGACUGCACCCCCAUGACGACCAUCACCAAGUUCUACAAUCACCCGCUGCACUUUGUCUUCAAUGACACCAAACUGGACGCCAUGCUGGAGGAGUUCAAGAAAGGCAACUCUCACAUGGCCAUCGUCCAGAAAGUGAACAACGAGGGGGAGGGAGAUCCCUUCUACGAGGUGCUGGGAUUGGUCACCUUGGAGGACGUCAUCGAGGAGAUCAUCAAGUCAGAGAUCCUGGAUGAAUCUGACGGUUACUUGGACAGGAAAGUGAUGCGCCCUCUCCCCCAGCUGGAGAUUCUGCUGGAGCCUCGCAGCGCUCACGAGGAGUUUUCUCUUUUCAAGCCUCCCGAGGGAGAACCCAAGAUCCGCACCUCGCCGCAGCUGCUGCUGGCUACACACCGCUUCCUGUCCAGAGAGGUGGAGCACUUCAGCCCUGGACGCAUGACUGAGAAGGUCUUGUUCCACCUGCUCCGUCACCCCAGCGUAAACCAGGAAGUGCACUUUGACCCCAGCGAGCGGCUGAGCCCGGGCCAUUAUCUCUACACCCGCAACCACCCGGUGGACUAUUUCAUCCUGCUGCUGCAGGGCCGUGUGGAGGUGGAGAUCGGAAAAGAGGGGCUGAAGUUUGAAAAUGGGGCGUUUACUUACUACGGCGUUUCUGCUCUGACGCUACCAUCUUCAGUGCACCAGUCUCCAGUAUCAACACAGACUACAUCUCCCAGGGAUCCCUUUGAGUCAGCAGACGCAGCCAGCCCGUCCAGUUAUUGUCCUGACUACACCGUCCGAGCUCUCACUGACCUGCAGCUCAUACGGGUCACACGUCUCCAGUAUUUGAACGCUCUGAUGGCGUCUCGCGUCGGCCAGAGUCCAGAUCCACCUGAGAUUAAGAUCCUGCCCAACAGCCAGACCAAGCUGCUCAACGACAGAAACACCACACAAGGUGGGAGCGGAGCCCAAGAAAGCUCCACAGAAGAGGAGGCUCAUGGGUAGUGCAGUUCUGUCUGCACGCUGUAAAAAGAAAAAAACAUUUCUUUGUGUUUUAUAUAUAUUAUAUAUAUCAUCUAUGGCUGGAACGUAGUUUUUGGACAUGACUGGAGUAAGAGUGAUUUUAUUUUGUCUUUUAUGUUGAUCCACUGCUCACACUUUUCAUCUCUAGCCCAUUAUAUUAUAAGUUUUCAAUUGCAAUUAUUAUUUUAUGUUGUUUUAUACACUUUGAAUUACUAUUUUACAAACACACACUUUAUUUUGGCUUUACCUUUCUUACAAGUAUAGUUUUUCACACUAAACUCAGAAUUUCCAUUCCUCACUUUUUCCUGUCUGGGUGCCAAAGCUACAUGUGUAUGUGUAUGGUUUUUUGUGUGUGUUUGUGGGUGUGUACUCAAGCAUCCGUCUGUUUGAGACACUUAAAAACACUCAAGUUAUUUGAAUGCAGAUUUGCACAUUAAAGUUGUGCACUGGCAAUCAUUUAAGCUAUUUUAUGGUACAUAUGGGUUUUAUAUCCUACAGUCACAAUUCUGUCAGGCGGACAGUGUGUAUAUGGCCAAAAAGGUUUGAACCGUGAAACAAUGGCGGAUGGUUUAUACUGUAAAAAUUCAAGGUGUGACCCAAACUAGGGAAAAAACAGCCAAAAUAUGGAUCUAAGUGUGGUAAUUCAUACAAUAUUGUAAUUAGAGGACAAACAAGUUAUCAAAAGAAAAUGAAUCACAAACUAUUUUCAUAGUCCAUUCAUCCAUAAUUCUAAUCAUUUUAAGGCAAAAGUGCCACCUUCCAUGGUUCUAGCUCCUCAGUUUUGAAAUAGUAAAGAAGUCGCAUUGGGAUUUAGAAAACUGUGACAGGCAAUUACUCAUCAUUUGCAAUGCUCUUGUACAGCUGCAUUUGUUUAGAAACAUUUAACAUUUGAAAACUACUUGUUUAAUCAAGAGUUGUUGACAACAUGUUUGUAGGGUUAGAAUUGUUUUUUACAAUUAUUAAAUCCAUUUGGUCAGCAUGUUGAGUUCCGUAAGCUCCCACGGUAGAAGAUGGCAAAAGUAUUUAUCCAUAAAACAACAGAUUCCUUCAUAUUAAUAACAAAUGUUACUUACACAUGUUUGUACUUGUCAUAUGAUAUCUGCUGUUGUUGGAUCAGCGCUGGUGUUGACUCUCAAAACCUUCAGAAAUGAUACCCAGCCAUACCCACUCUAAAAUAAUUUGGAUUCAAAAAAGUAUUUUAUCUGAAUGCACGAAGUAUUUACAAAUGUACUUCUCUCUUCUAAAAUACUCUUUUUAUACCCUUGUUACACUUUAUCUUUAUACUGGACCUAUGCACAUUGAGGUACCGCUAUUUCACUAACCCUGAAUCUGUGGUCCAUUGAGUCAUUUAAACCAUCGACUGUAUGAUUUAAACCCAGGAACUAGUCCGAUCUAUUUCUCACAUAUUUGAGUUUGUUAACAUUCCAAUAAAUUUUCACAACUCUCUUUGUUUGUGAGUCUGUGUGAGUGCGAAAUUCUGCAAUAUUUCACGAGUACAUGUCAGCAAGCAAGCAUCCUGUCAUUAUUAGCUCCAUUACACACAUUGUGUGUUUAAUAGCCAAACAUGCAUUUUAAGCUUUCGUCAUCCAAGUCAUUGUUGCAUGUACACAUGUGGACUAUGUUAGAAAUGGUUUCUAAAUAAAAUUUCCUGUGUUUGUAUAUUAAUGUAAUAUUGAUGAGGAGGAACUUAAUGAGGCAUUUAGAGCCAUUUAAUAAACCAGUGCUUUAAUAAAAAUUGUUUUGGGGUUUUCCAAAUGUAUUUUAAUGAAAUACUCACAAGCCAUGACUCUUGUGAAAGUUCCGGGUCACUGUAAACAUUCACUCCGUUCAUACAGGAUUAGGAACGGCUCCUUUGACGGCACUGUAUAAAAAUGAGCAAAAAUACACCAAAGGUUUAACAUGAGGGGUAUGUUGGGAAAUAACUACUUUGUCUUGUCCACGCUCAAAGGCAGUAAUCAAUAAAUGUGAAGAAUAAAACGUGCACUUCCAGACAAUGUGUCCUGGAAGGAAUUCUAUGGAUUAAAUAGCACUUAUUCAAUCGUCAAUUAGUUAAUGGUUUAAUUUGAUCAAGCAAAAAUUAGCUGGUUCCAGUUUCUCACAUGUAAGAAUUUGCAGCCUAAAAUUAUAGCAAAUAGUCCAAAACAAAACAAAUACAUUUGAAAACAUUACCCUAAGCUCUGAGGGGAAAAAAAACACAGAAAUUAUUCUAAAAGUGACAGAGAGAGUUUAGCAGGAAUGUAGACUCAGAUAAUAACGUGGCCUCCACACGGUUCAGUUGCUGUGUGAAGUUUUAUCAGUGUUUUUCCAAAAUUAGCUGACAUAGCCUUUGUUGUAGCAUUGAUGACUUUAGCCAAAGCUACAACAGUCGUGACUUGCGUCAGUCCGUCCGGUGUUAUGAUGGAGUGUCUCCUGUCAUCUUAACAUGAACCAGUGACUAACGCCCUAGUUCCUGCGGAAGCACUGAACCACAACUUCUGUGUAAGCCCCAACCAUAACUGCCCAACCCAAGGAAGUAUUAUGAAGUCAUACAUUUAGCACUUUGAAUAAUUUGAUGAUAAAUAUUCAGAUGCGUCACCACUCGUGUACAGUGUGCACACAUAGCCACAACCAUUGUCCCCUGUGGACAAUAUUAGAGUGAUGGUGUGGAUUGAAAUUUCGAUUGAAUCAUCAGUCCAAACCUUGUUUAAUGCCUGUAAAAGAAAUACAAUUCCCAAGAUGCCUCUCAAUGCAAAACGACCAAAUACAAAUUCAUAUUCUUUUACAUUUGCCACCAAUGUUGAGCAGAUGCUUCAAAUCAUUUUACAUUAGCUGCUGUUCUGCAACCUGAUUCCUUCUCCAAAGAUCCCCACCUCUAAUAGCAACCCUGAUGGAUGUUUUUAACAAAGUCCCCUAAUCCAAACUUAAUUAAAAAGUCCAAGUGGUGGCCACAAAAUGAUCUUUUAGCAACAUGGAGGAUGCUCAAUUAAAUGUUCAUAGAGAAUGUAGAGAAACAGUCACCCUGCAACGUGGCUCAGCGAGGCGAAAAAGGGAGUUUAACACUUAAACAGAUUUAUUAUGGAAUUUAAUCCAUUUAAUUUGAAGACACACUUUCCCUCUGCUAAAUUUAAGUGUCUUUUUUGGCCAUUACAGUGCAGUCUUGGCAUAUUCUCACAGUAUGACAUGUGAGUAUUGUAUUAAAAUGACCUUGGGUUGUUUGAGUCAGCUCUGCACCAGCUGUUACAUUACCAACUUUUGAUUCCAUGUGUGAUUGAUUUUUUUCAGUGUUACCACAUUUUGUCACAAUUUUUUAUGACUGAUUCUAAGUAAAUAUUUUCAGCUGUUUGCUUAUUUUGUUUUGUUGUAAUAAGUUCAUUUUUAUGGUAUCAAAAGACUGAAUGUUGAAGAGAUAAUUAUUACUUUGUGCUUAUUAGACUGAUGAAGACAGAGGUAUUUUUGGGGGGUGAUGAUGUGGAGAGCUGUGUGUUUAUAUAUAUAUGACUGCUUGGAUAGAAUAUAAUUUGAGGUUGUAGUUUAUAGGUAAGCAAAUCUCAGUUUUUCAGGUACAAUGAUGAGUUAUUGAGAACUAAACAGUUAAAUCGAUCGAUCUUUAUGUUCAGGUCACAUUUGUAGAGAAAUAUAACUUUGGUUUUGGGAAUGCUGCCAGUUUUGGGUGCAUUAUGACUCCAAUGCAUUUAACACUUAAACAAGUUUCUUAGGAAAUAAAAUCAAUCUUGUUCUAAAUAA